Candida dubliniensis CD36 is the source of this 1050-nucleotide messenger RNA. Its product is annotated as ketoreductase. The record is from RefSeq and is a predicted model, not a curated record. Gene Ontology annotation, cellular component: endoplasmic reticulum. Gene Ontology annotation, biological process: fatty acid elongation. The transcript has a single exon. Lineage: Eukaryota; Fungi; Ascomycota; Pichiomycetes; Serinales; Debaryomycetaceae. The coding region runs from base 1 to 1050 and encodes 349 amino acids. Gene Ontology annotation, molecular function: ketoreductase activity.
AUGCCAUUUACUCAAUUUUUGGAUAACUAUUCAGAUAAUCUUGUUGUUCAAUAUGCUAUUAUUUUUGCAUUAUUAUUAGGGGUCUUCAAAUUGACAGUGUUUUCACUCAAAUUUGCCUCAUUAGUAUAUGAUAUUUUUUUGGCACCACCAACUGAUUUCUCCAAAUACGGUGCUGCCAGUGGGAAAUGGGCCGUUGUUACCGGUGCUUCCGAUGGAAUUGGUAAAGAGUUUGCCUUUCAAUUGGCUAAAAAGGGGUUCAGCAUUGUUUUAGUUUCAAGAACUCAAUCAAAAUUAGAAUUGAUUGCUACAGAAAUCGAAACUAAAUAUAAGGUUAACACCAAGAUUGUUGCAUUUGAUGCUUCUACUGAUGAUGAAGAGAACUAUUUGAAAUUGGAAAAAACUGUCUUUGACUUACCUAUCACAGUAUUGAUCAAUAAUGUCGGACAAUCACAUUCUAUUCCAGUUCCAUUCUUGAAAACUGAAAAGAAAGAAUUGAAAGACAUUAUUACCAUUAACACCACUGCCACAUUAAGAAUCACUCAAGUUGUUGCUCCUAUUAUUGUUUCCACUGUUGAAAACCCACACCCAAAACAGUUGCGUGGAUUAAUUUUGACUAUGGGUUCAUUUGGUGGGUUAUUACCAACACCAUACUUGGCCACGUAUUCCGGCUCCAAAUCUUUUUUGCAAGCUUGGUCUGCUGCUGUAGCUGGUGAAUUACAAGAUGACCAUGUUGAUGUUGAGUUGGUCAUUUCCUAUUUAGUUGCUUCUGCUAUGUCCAAAAUCAAGCGUGCUUCCUUGACUAUUCCAAACCCUAAACAAUUUGUCACUUCCACUUUGAAUGGUGUUGGUCGUCGUAACGGUGCUCAGGAAAGAUUUGCAACUUCAACUCCUUACUGGACCCAUGCUUUGAUGCAUUUUGCUAUCGAUAAUACUGUUGGUGUUUAUUCAAAAAUUGCUAAUAAAUUGAACUUACAAAUGCAUCAAUCUAUCCGUCAAAGAGCUCUAAAGAAAGCUGCUAGAUUAGCUGCUGAUAAUGAAAAGAAGGAUUAA